Girardinichthys multiradiatus is the source of this 2321-nucleotide messenger RNA. RefSeq names its product neuronal pentraxin-2-like. The coding region runs from base 361 to 1992 and encodes 543 amino acids. Lineage: Eukaryota; Metazoa; Chordata; Actinopteri; Cyprinodontiformes; Goodeidae. The record is from RefSeq and is a predicted model, not a curated record. The transcript has 5 exons.
UCCAUCUCUCGCCCCCUCACUCAGUCUCAGUAUUAAUAGGCUGGAUCCUGCCUGAACCAGAGGACAUGCGCGUUGCAGGAGGAAAAGAGGUGUUGCACGGUGUCCCAGCUAAAAAGAUGUUUAGUAUUGACUCCAUCAUCACUUAAUCAUGGGCAAAACUCAUUUUCUGGUCGCUUAUUUUUUUUUAGAACAACGCGAGGAGUCGUUUUCUUUCUCAGCUUAGACUGAUUAAUUAUUGACCACUUGCUGCAUUUGGAGCUUUCGCUUUCCCAUAGAUAAAGAGCGUUAACACUGAAUUUUCUAAAAUUUGCUUGCCCCGCCGCCACCCUGAAGUUUAUCGUUGUCAUCUUGGCCGUCGGGAUGGUGGCCUUCAUCGGAGCGGUUAUCUGCAUCAUCGCGGCAGUCCACACCGGAUCCUCCAAGGCUGCUGCGGCUCAGCGGCAGCCCGUGGCCGAUAACCAUUCCCUGUAUCCGGACGCAGUCGCCCAGACCCCCGCUGCCGUAGGGGGCUUUGUGCCUCGGCCAGGAUCUCUGGGAGCUCUCCACGGUUCUGAAACGCCCGAUUCCGAAGCACCCACCUUCAACGUCGGCCUUGGAGGGCUGGAAGGGGUCAGCGGACUGACGGGACACGAUCCCGCGGUCAGUCGACUCAUCUGCACCCCGGUCCCCGCCGGAAGGUGUAACACCAGGAACUUUCAGCAACAAGCGGACGACCCGUCGCUGUAUGCAGGGGAAGACUGGGGGUACCUUCGGACCACCGAAGAGGAGCUCCGGAAUACCGUUCUGCAGCAGAAGGACCAGAUCUUAACCGACCAGAGCACCAUCAAGGAGCUCACAGGAAAGCUGUCCGAGUGCGAGAAGGGGCUUGGAGGCAGGAACAGCAGCCCGGACAGACGCGGGAACGCCGCCGCGCUGGCAGGAGGGAAAGGAGCUGAGGGGGAGGCGCACUUGGAGCGGAUGAUGGUGCGGGACAGCGCGGAUUCAGCGCCCGACAGGGUCCAUCUGCUCACGGUUGGAAAUGUGGAUGAGCUUGAACAGGCUAUCACUCAGCUCAAAGACCGCAUAGACAGACUGGAGACUGACAUCGGCCCAUUUUCUCACAACCGCACAGACAGCAAGUCCUCUGAAGCAUCAGAGGAAGGCGGCCAGGAGAGGUCAGCUUAUCUGGGGCGCAGCACCGGUUCAGACAAGCCCUGGGAGGUGGAGGACUUGGAAGAGGGGCUGGAGAGGAAGGUGGAGCUUCUGGAGAAGGAGAGAAAAGCCCUGAGGCUGGAAGCAGAGAAGCAUAGACAGGAAGUUGACCAUGGCAUCAGCAAACUACAACAAAGAAUUUUAGGCCUGGAGGAAGAGCAUUCUUUCCCAGAGGGGUUCAGGCUGUCCUUCCCAGCUCAGACAAACUACAUGUUCGCUCUCAUGAGACACGCCAUCCCGAAGCUGCGGGCCUUUACUGCCUGCCUGUGGCUGCGGCCGGCCGGGGUGGGAAUUGGGACCCCCCUAUCUUAUGCUGUACCCGAGCAGCCCAACGAGUUGGUGCUCCUUCAAGGCAUGCACACUCCCAUUGAGCUGCUCAUCAACGACAAGGUGGUGAAGCUGCCUCUGAAUCUCUCUCAAGGGAACUGGCAGCACGUUUGUGUGAGUUGGACCCAGAAAGGUGGAGCAUGGCUGGCCUACCAGGGAGGAAAGCUGAGGGGUGAGGGCCACGGACUGGCUCCUGGACAUCACAUCAGACCUGGGGGAGAGCUAGUCCUGGGGCAAGAGCAGGAUUCCCUGGGUGGAGAUUUUGAUUCAACCCAGGCCUUGGUUGGAGAGCUGUCUCAGGUGGGCCUAUGGGAUCGGGUUCUGUCGUCUGCCCAGGUCGCCAGCCUAGCUCGAUGCAACAGAGUAACCCAGGGCAUUGUGGUCCCCUGGGACGAAAACAGGAUUGAUGUUUACGGUGGAACCACCAAAGACCUAGGGGAGCCUUGUAGUAAACACAACAAAAGCUCUCAGUGACUGAUAGAGAAAAGAUCUUAGAAAAUAUUUAGUUUAGCCAGUAUCAACACUGAUUCAGAAUGUUACAAAAACAAGAAAUUAGGGAACAAGGAAAAUAAUACUAGGUUAUAUUGACAUAAAGUGGGUAGAGAGUUUGCAGUACCUUCAUAAUCUUAACCUUUCCGGUGUUUCCGUGUAAGUAAAAAGGUGCAUUGCAUUUGCAUACAGCUGGAACAUUGUUGUAGAAUGGAAAUGUUUAAGUUUGGCAUUGUUUAGUUUAAAGUCAAAAGAGGAUCAUAAUUUCAGAUUAAGCCAACAUGGUUUUAGAAUUUUCAGAUUAUUUUUGUUCU